Messenger RNA from Pseudovirgaria hyperparasitica, 1962 nucleotides. RefSeq lists its product as uncharacterized. The record is from RefSeq and is a predicted model, not a curated record. Lineage: Eukaryota; Fungi; Ascomycota; Dothideomycetes; Acrospermales; Acrospermaceae. Bases 1 to 1962 code for a protein of 653 amino acids. The transcript has 4 exons.
AUGCCUCGUAGACACAGCGAGGACCGAACGCGAUGGACGAAUGUGAGUUGCCAGGGACAAUUGGAACCUCGAAAGCUUUCGACUAAUCACCAACAGAUCUUUAGUGGUGGUCGUGCCGGUCAGGACACAAGGCAUCAUUUGCGCGAUGAGGUGCAAUCACUCUUGCCCACGCGCCGCAACGAGCUUCCUCCGUCCCCAAUUCCUGCCAAGGAAGUCACUACUGUAGCUUUGCGUCUGAAGCACCAGAUCGAACAAGUCAUCCCAUGCGAGCUAGAAGAAGAUCUGAUCACGAAGCCGCACAGCGGGAUUAUCACCGAUGCGGUCGUCAAAACGGCUUCGGAGGCUGGCGGGCAAGACUACAAAUCUUGUGUUGUAUAUGGUCUUUUGGUGUGCAAGAGAUGGUUCAAACGACAAGCCUUGCUUGAGCUAUGGGACUCUGACAUGCACGAUGUGAGAGCAGUAGCUUGCGAAGUUAUUGCCAAGAGACUCAUUGAGGGGGAAGACGAUCAAGAGUAUCUACUCGAGGAUAUAUUACUCAAACGAUAUUCAAUACUGAUAGAUGGGGAAGAGUCUGUACCUGCUAAUGUCGUUGAGCGGGCAGUCGAUCUCCAUGCGCUUCGCGUAAUCGGUUCGUCUGGCUAUCAGAAAUGCAUCCAGUAUCUGUGGCGCGGCUGGUUGGUCCAAGACGACGAUGACCCAGCGCGCUUCGUUGACUACAAAGAAAAGACCGACACCAACUAUUGGUCACAUCUGGAUCCAGACAGGAUGCGAGUCCCUCGUUAUCAGAAUGCCCUACAGGUCAUCUUCUCCAUUGUUUACCUUGCUCUUUAUACUGGUGCUAUUAACACCGUCAACCCUACUGGAGAUCUUGACGUGGUGGAAAUUGUCCUGUAUAUCUUCACUCUUGGCUUCAUUACCGAUGAAUUUUCCAAGUUCUGGAAGGUCGGCCGCUACUAUCUUGGAUUUUGGAACAUCUUCAACAGCACCCUCUAUACUCUUCUUACGGUCUCAUUCAUUCUUCGGAUGGUUGCACUCGCACAUCCCUUACAGACUCACGACCGACACCGCUUCAACGAGCUCAGCUACAAUUUCCUAGCGUUCAGUGCGCCGAUGUUCUGGAUGCGACUGCUGUUAUACCUCGAUACAUUCAGAUUUUUCGGUGCAAUGCUUGUUGUGCUCCGGGUGAUGAUGCGCGAGUCGCUUAUCUUUUUUGCACUUCUCAUUGUUGUACUCAUCGGAUUCCUGCAAGGAUUUAUCGGUAUGGACCAAGUGGACGAUAAUUUGACUGCCACGGGCUUCAUCGUUAAAGCUAUGCUGAAUGCUAUCAUGACCUCUCCUGAAUUCGAUGGCUUCGACAACUUUGCUCCGCCCUUUGGUCUGAUUCUCUACUACAUCUUUACCUUCGUUGUUAUGGUCCUGCUUCUCAACAUCCUCAUCGCGUUAUAUAACUCCGCUUACGAAGACAUUGCCGGUAAUGCGAUCGACGAAUACAUGGGUCUCUUCGCACAGAAGACUAUGCAGUUUGUUCGAGCCCCGGAUGAGAAUGUAUUCAUUGCCCCAUUCAACCUUAUUGAGCUCUUUUGCCUCGUAUUGCCCUUUGAGUGGUGGAUGCCGAACGACCAGUAUCAGCGUCUAAAUGACUACGUCAUGGGUGUUAUCUACAGUCCUUUAUUGCUCGUCACAGCAGCCAUCGAGACAUCGCAGGCGCAUACUGUGAGGGGCAACAGGAGCAGGAACGAAAGCGACGAUGACACAAUCGAAGAAUGGGAGCAGGUGGACGUGGACUUUGAAAGUGAUGGCUGGGAUAAGAAGGUCCAAGCAUCCAAGCCAGAUGUCGCCACUGAUGCAGCUGUGGCGGAAGUGAGGAAACUGAGGGCGGAAAUGCAGGAGCUGAAGGAGAUCGUAUUGAGCCUGAAGAGCGAUAGCCGUGCAAGUCACCAGGACGGAACGAACGGGGCUUAG